Messenger RNA from Zootermopsis nevadensis, 2112 nucleotides. It is a transcript of the gene Nipsnap, whose product is annotated as protein nipsnap. Gene Ontology annotation, cellular component: mitochondrion. The record is from RefSeq and is a predicted model, not a curated record. Lineage: Eukaryota; Metazoa; Arthropoda; Insecta; Blattodea; Termopsidae.
AACAGGAAGUCCUAAUCGCCAUGUUGGCAACCCUGCUCCCACUAGCGUUUGACGUCAUACAUCAACAUGGCGGCCACUUUGGCUAAGUUGCGAAAUCUGUAUUUUUCUAAAACUUCAGUAACACUUUUCUCUCAAAGGUUACUAUCAUCAACCUCAUCAGUUCAAGACAGUAAUGAAGGGUGGUUCAGUAAACUGUUGGUGCGACGUAUAGAGCCCACCAAGGAAUCACAUUCCCGAUUAUUGUCUGAUAAGGAAAUUAUCUAUGAACUACAAACCCAUAAUGUGAGGGCUGAUUCUUCUGAGAAGUAUUUGGAAAACUAUCAACAGUCUGUGCAGCUGAUUGAUGCCCAUAAGUUAAAUUAUGAGUUAGUUGCAAGUUGGACAGUGGAAUUGGGUGAUUUAGACCAGGCUUUACACUUGUGGCGUUACACCGGGGGGUUUGCCACUAUCGACAAUGCGAAAAAGACACUUGCACAAAAUAAGGAUUUUGUAGCACUACAGAAAGAGAGAGGAAAACUCCUACGAUCACGCCACCUUCAGUACUUGCUGGCAUUCAGCUAUUGGCCACCUAUUGAACCCCGAACAGGUCCUAACCUUUAUGAGAUGCGCAGCUAUAAUCUCAAACCUGGAACCAUGAUUGAAUGGGGAAACAACUGGGCACGUGCUAUCAACUACAGACGUAAUAAUGAUGAAGCUUUUGCAGCCUUCUUUUCCCAGAUUGGUCGACUUUACAAUGUCCAUCAUGUGUGGUGUUACAAAGAUCUGCAGGCACGCAAGGAGACCAGAGAAGCAGCAUGGCGUUCACCAGGUUGGGAUGAGUGUGUUGCCUACACUGUUCCACUCAUCAGGGAGAUGCACUCUCGCAUACUGACUCCCACCUCAUUUUCUCCUACACAAUAGACCCUGUCAUCUGACAUGGCUACAUGGAACGUCCUGACCUAUCAACAUACUGCAAUAAAGUUAUUGCUGGUUUACGUUAAAUUCUGGCAUAAAACUCCCUCAGAUUUUCAUAAUUUAUUUUUAAAAUAUAUUUAGGAUAUUACUUGUAUGCAAAUGUUACUGACAGUGUUUAAAAGCAGACAUUUUAUGCACCAAGUUAUUAAUGUAUUUUUCAUUAAAUGACAGAAAAUUUCAUGUAUGCCAAAGAAAUAGGUUCUUGUUAGAACAAUGCCAAGUGUUUUGUUCUGUACAUGAGAAGCUCAUUGAUUUUUUCAGAUCAAAAUAAAAAUAACUUUUAAAAAAGUGUAAUACAAAUAUGAGAUUUUCUCAGAAUUUUCUGUAACCUCUGUCACUAGCUCCUGAAUGUCUGAAAAUAAAACCUUCCCAUGAAUAGUUUUUCAUAUUACCACUCCAUUAUGUGCUGCUGUCAUGUAUCCAAAUAUGCAUUUUCACAGUUAUGAAUGUGCAAUAUAAAAACGUUUGUUAUGUUUUCUUAUCUUUUAGAACAGAAUGAAACAGUAUCUCCAAUGAAAUCUUUGCUUAUAAUUGUAAAUUGGAGAGAAUUUCUUUACAAAACAGGAACCAAUAGCAGCAGUUAGUUUCUGUUGAUGGGUACAGGGGUCCAGAUGUUUAAGUUAACAAUGUACCAAAAAUAAAGGAGAAGCGUGUUAUGAUUGUGGGACUGUUGGAAAUAAAUGUAUUAUAGUUUUCUGUUUGUUGCUCUGUUAUAAUGUAAAGUUCCUGUUAUUGAGGAACUGUGUUGACCUUACUGGUCAUAACACAUUGUAAAUAUUCAUGGAAUUGGUAUAUAUUAACCAGAGUCAACGAAGCAAUUUUAUUAUAUAUUUUGAAGAUGUGAUUUUCCAGAAGGGAAGUGAGAACAGCAUUUCAUGUACAAAUUAAUUUUUAGAAACCAUUAGUAGGAUAUUUCUUUUUGGUAAAUGCGUAUACAUAGCAAUGUCGGUGUAUCAUCCCAAAUGAAUUCUAAUAUUAAAAACUUGUUUGUCAAAUAAAAUGACCUCAAGUAAAUAUAAACAGUUCUUCUUUAUCAGAAAUGUAAACAUUAACUUAUAAUAAGUUAGAUAAUUGUUACAAAGGCAGAUGAACACAAUGUACAUGUUUUCUACGCAACUCUUUGUUACUAUAAAAUAAAAUUAAGAUCAUAAAGUCAAA